CACACAUAUUUCUUCUUUCUCUCUCCCUUAGUCAAAGGGAUUCAUUCUCCUUCUUCCAAGGUUAUUUUGCAAAGCAAAAUGGUGAAGAUUUGCUGCAUUGGUGCUGGAUAUGUGGGGGGUCCUACAAUGGCAGUCAUUGCACUUAAGUGUCCAAGUAUUGAAGUGGCUGUUGUUGAUAUCUCUAAAUCCCGCAUUGCGGCCUGGAACAGCGACCAGCUUCCUAUCUACGAGCCUGGUCUUGACGGUGUUGUAAAGCAGUGUCGUGGCAAGAACCUCUUCUUCAGCACUGAUGUUGAAAAACAUGUCUUUGAGGCUGACAUAGUGUUUGUCUCUGUCAACACCCCAACGAAAACUCAGGGUCUGGGAGCUGGCAAAGCUGCAGAUCUGACAUAUUGGGAGAGCGCAGCUCGCAUGAUUGCUGAUGUCUCAAAGUCUGACAAAAUUGUGGUGGAGAAAUCGACUGUCCCUGUCAAAACUGCUGAGGCAAUAGAGAAAAUUCUGACUCACAAUAGCAAGGGAAUCAAAUUCCAGAUUCUAUCAAACCCAGAAUUCCUUGCCGAGGGAACCGCAAUCCAAGAUCUCUUCAACCCAGACCGGGUUCUUAUUGGAGGCAGGGAGACACCAGAAGGCCAGAAAGCUAUCCAAGUAUUGAAAGAUGUUUACUCUCAAUGGGUACCCGAGGAAAGAAUACUAACCACAAAUCUCUGGUCUGCUGAGCUGUCUAAGCUUGCUGCUAACGCCUUCUUGGCCCAAAGGAUUUCAUCUGUUAAUGCCAUGUCAGCGCUUUGUGAGGCUACCGGGGCAAAUAUUCAACAGGUGUCCUAUUCAGUUGGUACAGACUCAAGGAUUGGACCCAAGUUCCUCAAUGCUAGUGUUGGUUUUGGUGGAUCCUGCUUCCAGAAGGAUAUCUUGAACCUUGUUUACAUCUGUGAGUGCAAUGGCCUUCCAGAGGUGGCAGAGUACUGGAAACAAGUUAUCAAGAUCAAUGAUUAUCAGAAGAGCCGUUUUGUGAACCGUGUAGUUUCAUCUAUGUUCAACACAGUUUCAAACAAAAAGAUUGCUAUUCUGGGAUUUGCCUUCAAGAAAGACACGGGGGAUACAAGGGAGACCCCAGCUAUUGAUGUAUGCAAAGGACUACUUGGUGAUAAAGCCAACCUGAGCAUAUAUGACCCACAAGUAACCGAGGACCAAAUCCAAAGGGAUCUAUCAAUGAACAAGUUUGAUUGGGACCAUCCUAUCCAUCUGCAGCCCACAAGUCCCACAACUGUGAAGAAAGUCAGCGUGGUUUGGGAUGCCUAUGAAGCAACAAAGGAUGCACAUGGCCUUUGCAUUUUAACUGAGUGGGAUGAGUUCAAGACUCUUGAUUACCAGAAGAUAUAUGACAACAUGCAAAAACCAGCAUUUGUUUUUGAUGGCAGAAACAUUGUGGAUGCUGAUAAGUUACGUGAGAUUGGCUUCAUCGUUUACUCAAUUGGUAAGCCACUAGAUCCAUGGCUCAAAGACAUGCCAUCUGUGGCAUAAAAUAGAUCAUUGCUCAAGUACACUGGCAUAUCAGUCAGGUAUAGAGGCAGUCAGUUUGAUUCUUUAUUAUUUUUUGUUCAGAGUUUUUCUUUUCCUCCUUAACUUUCUCACAGUAGUUGACAUAAAUGAGUAUAAAUUGUGGGAAAGUAGGAGGCUCUAUGUUUUACGUUGCUUUGUACUUCAAUCUAGUGCACGGCUGUUAUGAAUGUACUAGGGAAACAUGUUUUGUUUGAUUAAUCUUCUCUUAAUAUUAUAUUGAUGUAAGUUUUGAAAUUUUGAGAAAAACACUUGGGCUUAAUGUUAGCUUCAAAGGAAAAGUUGGGGUGACAAGAAGGGUAGAGUAAGAAUUUAUCUAUUUUUCAAUAAAUUUUAAUUGGUU
Molecule: messenger RNA, 1900 nt
Organism: Abrus precatorius (Indian licorice)
Lineage: Eukaryota; Viridiplantae; Streptophyta; Magnoliopsida; Fabales; Fabaceae
Product: UDP-glucose 6-dehydrogenase 1
Exons: 2
Coding region: 79-1521 (480 amino acids)
Biological process (GO): glycosaminoglycan biosynthetic process
Cellular component (GO): cytosol; nucleus
Molecular function (GO): NAD binding; UDP-glucose 6-dehydrogenase activity
Source: RefSeq, a predicted model, not a curated record